Molecule: messenger RNA, 1416 nt
Organism: Acanthochromis polyacanthus (spiny chromis)
Lineage: Eukaryota; Metazoa; Chordata; Actinopteri; Pomacentridae
Product: gamma-glutamylaminecyclotransferase
Exons: 2
Coding region: 37-600 (187 amino acids)
Molecular function (GO): gamma-glutamylaminecyclotransferase activity
Source: RefSeq, a predicted model, not a curated record
CGGUUACUUCCGUGUUCAGCUCGUCUGAUUCUGCGCAUGCGCAGACGUGAUCGCGUGUCCUUCGGCUUUUGCGGUCGGAUGAGUUUCUGUUCCUCAUUCCAGGUUCGUCUGCCAUCUUCCAUCCUCAUGACUCGUAUCUUCGUCUAUGGCACCCUGAAGAAGGGGCAGCCCAACUACUACCGCAUGCUGGACCCCGCCAACGGGAAGGCGGAGUACCUCGGCUCAGCGCUCACCACCGAGAAGUUCCCGCUCGUGAUCACCAGCAAGUACAACAUCCCCUUCCUCCUCAACAUCCCCGGCCAGGGCCACAGGGUCCACGGCGAGGUCUACAGAGUGGACGACCAGAUGCUGAAGUUCCUGGACGACUUCGAAAGCGUCCCCACCUGGUACCAGCGGAACGUGGUGCAGCUGGAGGUGAAGGAGUGGGUGGGGAAGCCGGACGGAGGGGAGGCGGCGCCGUCACCGGGAAGCAUCACGGAGGCGUUUAUCUACAACACGACGUCGUACCAGUCAGAGUGGAAGGCGCUGCGAUGCUUCGAGAGCUACGACGCAAAUGGAGAUCACGGCCUGAAGUACGUGUACAGAGAAGAGCGAGACUGAUGGAGCGGUCCUGUUCUGGAAUCUACCUAGAGCCUCCAUUUACCAAGAAAGCACACUUCUGGUCCAUGUAGAGAUCCUCUGGAAGUCCUCAAGUAUUGUACAGGAUCCAGAAUUGAUUGUAAUUGGAAGCAUUACAGUCAAACUAAAGAGCUUUUAUUUUUGUGUAAAUCCUACAAUAUGAGCUGUAUCUACAGAAAUAUUAACUUAGAAUACUAUAGUUUAUACUGAUAUCAGAGCCAACUGUCUGUGUAACAGGUAAACAUAUGUACUGAUGCUAAUUAUAUGAAUCUUGGGUGCUUGUUAUAGUGUUGAUAUGAAGAUGAGGACUUUUAUUUUGAAAAACUGUUUAAAUGUCACUUUUUGAUACAGUGAUACCUCCACUACGUCUUUUUCUUCAGCUCUGGGUCUUUUUUUACUCUCAAAAUAUGAAUUACGAGCUUCUGUGACCCCUCCACGCACACCUAAACACAAAGACUCUUCCAUCAUUAAUCGAUGCAAAAAAGACACAAAAAGUGGCGCAGAAAAACUGCACAAACGUAGAAAAUGCAGUCGUAGCCAAGUGAAUUGAAAAUUGUACACUAGAUAAUAAUUCUAAUGCCACACCUACUAUCAGAUCAGCCUUGUGUUAACUUGUUUCGGAUCACAAUUUAAAUUCUGUCACUGAAUCAUCCGUAGCCUGUUUGACAACAUUCAUUCCCAGCGUUAAUGCAUGCGACUGUUUUUUUAUUGGACUCAGAUGGAGAGAUGCCUCUGUGUUUAUGAGCAAAGCAUUCCAGAUUGUUCCUGUAAAACCAAAUAAAAACUUUGGGAACUUUU